GCCCUCUGGGUUAUUCUGCGCAUGCGCAACAAUCCGAAUCAUUUCCGGGCGAAGUGACUGCUAAGGAUGUUGGGGUAUAUCUGGCAAUGUUUCUAUUCCUCCUGUCUGCGCUUCUGGCUGAAAUGCUUCCUCCGGAUUCUCACUGGAAGAUGCGAGUUACAGCGCAUUUGUGCCCGAUGCAAAGCCGGAGCUCUGAGGACAUCACAGAUAGAGUAUUCUCUGAAGUCCUCCAAAAGCAAGGUAUUGCGAGCAGCUUUGUCUUUGAAGGAGAAUGAAUUGGAGGACCAUCUGGCUCAAAUAAUCCGGGAAAAGAGAAUCAAGGAGCAGAAAAAUCCUAAGUUUAAGGUGAAUCUUCGUCAAUGCUUGUUGCAAAUCAACGGAUAUAACAAUCUGUUUGAGGCGGUUGAGGAACUAAGAAAAGAGGUGUUCGACUCUGAAGCCGAGGAACAUGAGAACAUGCUUCUGAAGUUGUGGGAGCUGUUGAUGCCGUCAGAGAAGCUGGAAUCGAGGAUCACGAAGCAGUGGGGAGACAUCGGCUUUCAGGGCGAUGACCCGAAGACUGACUUCAGAGGGAUGGGGAUGCUGGGACUCACAAACCUUCUUUUUUUCAGUGAGAAAUACACCGACGCGGCCCGACAGGUCCUGUCACAUGCGAAUCACCCCACACUAGGGUACUCGUAUGCCAUAGUGGGCAUCAAUCUGACUGAGAUGGCGUACAGCUUGAUGAAGAGUGACGCUCUGAAGCUUCAUUUCUAUAACACAGUCUCUGGAAAACCACAAAUGCAGGACUUCCAUCAGUUCUACUGUUACCUGGCGUACGAGUUCGAUAAGUUCUGGUUGGAAGAGGAGCCGGAGAGCAUCAUGGAGUUCAAUCGCUACAGAGAGAAGUUUCACGACAAGGUCAAAGGGCAACUUCAGGUGCCGGAGGUCACGCUCAUCAUGAGCGGGGACCCGGAAAAGUGACUUCAGCAUUCCAGCAUCAUUUCAAAGACAAUGGGAAACCGCAACAGUUGAUUUUGUUUUCUUUUUCCAUUGACUUCAUGAUAGUUUUUAGUUGAGAAAUGUACAACGUGCAUGAAACGUUAUUUGAAUAUAAAUAAUUAAGCAACAACUGUGUAAAGUGUACAUCAAGGGUACAUAGCUGGUUGUUUAGCUACACUUACCCGGUCAGGGAAAAGACUUACACUGUCAAGUAUUACUAAUAAUACUUUAGAAGUGAUAUUAUAAACUUCCCCGUCACACUUGAACGUUUUGGUCGUGCACACAUGACUCCUGCUUCUUAAUGUUUACCCAUCUCAGGAAGUUGACGUUUCUGUUCAUUAGAUGUUAGGAAGUUGUUUCCGUUCUGUAUGCAGAUGAUUCAACCUCUUUGCUUGUCGAAAUGCGUUUAAGUUGUAUUAAACCCUCACCCGUCGUUAUCCUCUGCACAAUUCUUCGAUGUGGCCUAUAAACACGUAUUUAAUGUCUAAUCUGUUCUGUGAAUAUUAUUAUUCAGACCUCAACUCAAUUCCAAAGUACAGCAUUUUUAUGCACAAAUGUCAAUGUAACACUGUGUUGUUUUAUUUAUAAACGGUGUUUGGUUUUGAAGAUGUGACUUUUUAUUCCUUAUUACCCAAUUAAUUUUAUAGUGUUGGAUUCAUACCUGAUGUUGAAGAAUAAAAUUAGUGAUUGAACAUUA
Messenger RNA from Rhinichthys klamathensis goyatoka, 1678 nucleotides. It is a transcript of the gene elmod2, whose product is annotated as ELMO/CED-12 domain containing 2. Gene Ontology annotation, molecular function: GTPase activator activity. The transcript is spliced from 9 exons. The coding region runs from base 67 to 963 and encodes 298 amino acids. The record is from RefSeq and is a predicted model, not a curated record. Lineage: Eukaryota; Metazoa; Chordata; Actinopteri; Cypriniformes; Leuciscidae. Gene Ontology annotation, cellular component: membrane.